Amblyraja radiata (thorny skate) is the source of this 2366-nucleotide messenger RNA. RefSeq names its product kelch repeat and BTB (POZ) domain containing 12 (gene kbtbd12). NCBI's taxonomy places the organism in Eukaryota, Metazoa, Chordata, Chondrichthyes, Rajiformes, Rajidae. The transcript has 6 exons. Gene Ontology annotation, molecular function: protein binding. The coding region runs from base 387 to 2255 and encodes 622 amino acids. The record is from RefSeq and is a predicted model, not a curated record.
AACGCUACACAGGCAGGACAUGAAAUAGCCUGAUCUUGUAACUUCAAGGAAAGAUAAAUCAGGAUUUUCUAUUACCUAUGGGACUAUGUAAAAUAUUGCAGUGAUAAGGCAAAAGUAUUGAUGAGUUCUGAACAAGUUCUCUCUCUCUCUCUCUUCCUUCAGCCACUCCUGACUGCCCUUGCCACUGAAAGUUGUCAAUUGGAUUGGGCAAAGUUCCUGAUAUCCUCAGCAGGAUUUUAACGAAAUUGCUUUGUAGGCAAUGAAGGUUUGCGUUACAACCUUCGCUGGUGUUAGAAAUUGAGUUGUCUUCAAUACAACCCCAUCCCAUGCAGUAACAGUGAAUGUCCAUAUCACCAAGCCUUAUGAAAGCCUAAUUAAAACCGAGAAUGGCAUCCGCUGUGGAGAUGGUGAGCAACGUCAAGGUCAAACACAGCUUGGACUUGCUCCAACGCAUCAUUAGCAUGAGAGAGUCCGAUGAGUUGACCGAUGUGGUGCUGGUGACCCAGGGGUCCAGAUUCCCCUGCCACCGGGUUCUUCUGGCUGCGUUCAGCCCUUACUUCAAAGCCAUGUUCACCUGCGGCCUGGCAGAAUGUAGUCAGAGGGAGGUGGCUCUCCAUGAUGUGCAGCCGGAGAGCGUGGUCACCAUCCUUGACUACAUGUACAGUUCGGAACUGCACCUCACCAACGCCAACGUCCAAGGAGUGGCCACCAUGGCCUACUUCCUCCAGAUGGAAGGCAUUUUCGCUGCCUGCCAGAAGUAUAUGUUGGAUCACAUGGAUGCCUCCAACUGCCUCGGGGUUUACUACUUUGCAAAGCAACUCGGGGCUGAAGAGCUGUCCGAGCAAGCGAGGCGGUAUCUCCACCGGCAUUUUGCCGAGGUCUGCUUGCAGGAGGAAGUUCUGGAGGUGGAGGAACACCAGUUGCUGCCCUUGAUCUGCUCCGACGAUCUGAACAUUUCCCGUGAGGAGACCAUCUUGGAUUUGGUCCUCCGCUGGGUCAACCACGACCGGAGACCGCGGGCGGCACACCUGGUGCAACUCUUGAACCAGGUCCGCUUGGUGCUCAUCAGUCCCACCUUCCUGAGGGAGACCCUGAAAAGGAAUACUGUCCUAUUGAGCAACGUGGAAUGCUAUAACAUGAUUCAGGUCACUCUGGAGACCAUCCACAAGGCAGAGCAGCAUCCCUCCCUCAGUCUACGCUACGGGAUGGAAAGCACUGAUCUCCUCCUUUGCAUUGGCGUCAAUGGUCAAGGCAUAAAAUCAAGGCACCGCAGUUACACUGAAACCAACUACUGCUAUGCGCCCAAGACAAAGAAGUCCUGCUAUAUUGUGUCACCGAGAUAUGGUGAAACUUUGAGCUACGUUUGCACAGGAGUUGUGACAGAGAAUAAUGACAUUAUUUUAACUGGGGAGGCCGGAGUGUCAAAGCUAUCCAGGCAAAAGACGAAGGAUGUCGAAAUAGUGAGGUACCACGUUCGAGGGAGUCAGCAGUGGGAGAGAGUGUACUCUGCUCCAUUCCGAGAGCUCUAUAGCUUGGGGACAGCCCAAGGCUGCCUAUACCUGAUCGGAGGGCAGAUGAAGCUCAAGAAUCGGUAUGCCAUCACAAACUGCGUGGACAAGUUGGUCCUGGAGACGGGCCAGUGGAGGAGCACCGCGCCCCUGCCUUUGCCACUGGCGUGUCACGGUACCGUCGCCGUGGGCAACCAGAUCUACGUGAUGGGAGGAUGGACGCCACAGAUGGACCUUCCCGAUGAUGAACCCGAGUGGCUCAGCAGCAGAAUGUUUCGCUACGACCCCAGGAGGGACAGGUGGACCGAGUGUGGGCGCAUGGAAUUCUCCAAGUAUCGUUUCAGCACAGCUGUCCUCAACGGAGAGAUCUACGUCAUGGGUGGGAUAGGCUGCCAGGGAGUGGACCGUGGGCAGGCCAGGAGGUGUUUGGAUGCAGUGGAGAUAUACAACCCGGAUGGAGAUUUCUGGAGGAAGGGACCUCCGCUACCAACACCCAUUCUGUCGCUCAGAACCAACUCUACAAACGCCGGGGUGGUGGACGAGAAGCUGUACGUCUGUGGGGCCUUCCGCGGCGCAGAUCGACAUGAAGUCAUCGUCAAAGAGAUAUUGGAAUUGAAUCCUUGGGAGAAUCAGUGGAACGUGGUGGCCCAUAAUGUCCUCAUGCACGACAGCUACGAUGUCUGCCUUGUCGCCAGACUCAACCCCAGGGACCUCAUUCCACCACCUUCUGACGUGGUCGACCAGUGAAAGACGGGCAGAGACUCCAUUUGACCUUUAUCUAGGGCGGCGUAGUGAGUAGAGCCACUGCCUGACAGCGCCAGAUACCCGGGUUCUAUCCUCACCUCAGAUGUUGUUUGC